This is a messenger RNA of Pomacea canaliculata, 2048 nucleotides long. RefSeq lists its product as uncharacterized. The record is from RefSeq and is a predicted model, not a curated record. Bases 48 to 350 code for a protein of 100 amino acids. NCBI's taxonomy places the organism in Eukaryota, Metazoa, Mollusca, Gastropoda, Architaenioglossa, Ampullariidae. The transcript is spliced from 5 exons.
UCAGGGAUAGAGAUGAGAGCAGAGUUUCAACAGAAAAUGUGCGGGAAAUGUUUACACGAAACUCUUCAACAGAAGCAACCGAAAAUGAUUAUACCUCCAUGGUUGUCCAAGAAAAAAUGCGCCAACAACAAGGUGUGAAGACUGAUGUUGCUGAAGUCGCAAAUGUUGGUGCAUCAGCAGAGAUAAUGGAGGCUUCGUCUAUAUGCCGCCAUAAACGUUCAGAUGGGUUGAUUUACGGAGACCUGGACUUUACAACCACCAGUGUUAGUGAUACAGUCAAUGGCACCAUGUUGGAGACUGAGUACGCUGCACUCAACUUCAAUGCCAUUGUUCCUCCACCACGUGACUAAAACAAAGGACCAAUAAAAAAGAAAUAGAAGAAAAAAUAUUUUUAAAGAAGGUUUAAAAUUGAUAUCAAGAAUAUUUAACAUUUUUGUUAUUUAGAUGAAAGAAGUGUUUUACUUUUAGCAGAAGUCACUUUGAAUACAAAUUUACUUUUCCUGUAUGUUCAAUUGAAAACGCAACAGGAUGGCCAUAUAGUUAACUGAUGAUGUUGCUAACAUAUCUAGUACGAAUGAUUUAAUGGGACAAAUCAUGACUGGUAAAACAAAUCACUCUUGGUGUAAAUAGUUUUGGUUAGACAAUUAUUCAAACUUUUCUUUGGAAGUUAAGUCAGUGUAUAGAAUAACUUUCCAUCUUUAAAUGUGUCCACUGGAUAUUGCAUUUUGAAAUGAAUAGUUAAAUAAGAAUUAUUAAUAAAUUAUUUCUGAAAUGUUUUCUAUAUAUACAUAUCAGUUCCUCUAUGGACAAUGAAUAUCAACAGUUAAGGACGUUUUCUAUUUUACACAUAAGGCUAGAGCUAGAUAAAGUGUGGACUUAUCAGCUACUUUCACAGCAAAUAGCUUAUUGCAAGCUGCUUAAAGGAGUUGUUAAAUCUUCCCGAUGUGGGAAAAACUGACAAAAUGACCGAGAUUUGCCGUACAGAAGGUUUUGAGUAUAUGUUAGAAAAUUUAGUGAAUACUUUAUUAUUAUUAUCUCGCACAGCUGUUUGUGUGUAUAUUUAUAUUCAAAGAAAGAUUUUGACUUGAUAGUCUACUACAUACACACACGCAUGUAUGUGCGGGUGGAUGUAUAAUUAUUUAGACCAAACAGAUAAGGAAGUAUGAGUUGACAAAUAUCUGUACUGUUAAAAUUCUAUAAACUCGAGUUUAUACCGCCCUUGUCCUGUAUAGCAAAUACCUACAAUUAUUUUUUUUUAAAUCAGGUUUUGAAUUUCCAAUGAUGUUGGGAUUCCACUAUUAGCACAGUUUUUAAAAUAUAAGAAACUGGGUAUCAAUUUAACUUUCUGGUGUGAUAGCUACACCAUCUGCAUAAACAUGGUCAAGACUUUUUACUUUAAAUAUUUAAGUUUAGGAGUGUCUACUUUCAGUAUGGGAUUAUAUCAAGACAUCUACUAGACUUAAAGAAUUAGCUCUACGGAUAUCUGUUCCUAUUUCAGUUCUAAGAACGGAUGACAUACGUAGCUGGGGUGUGUGGUUCAUACCCGGACUAGUCAGUAAUCCAUCCUAAUCUUAAUGCUCAAUCCUACUUCUGAUGGAAGGAGUUUUCCUCACUUCGAUAAACGAGAGAAAACUAAACGAAUAUUAUUCACAAAUGUUAUUUCGCCAAUAUGAUGGUUUCAUAAACUUAUAAAAUGUGUUAUUUGUCUUCUUUGACCUGUCUUUGUAUUGUUUUCAAGAUAUAGCUGUAAUUAAUUCUCUUUCUGCAAUAAACUUCAUGAGACAAAGGCAUGUGUUUCGUUCUGUUAUGGCCAUGCCAUAGUACUAGCUCAGAAUGCAAUGUCUAUUGUCCCUCUAAUCAAAUACCGAACCAAAACAUAUUUCUGUCUACCUUAGAAUUGGAUAAAAACACGCAAAAGCAAAGAGGUGGACAGAUGUCCAUACGGAACACUAAUAGCGCAAUGUGAAGAUUUUUCCCUUUACAAUUUCUGGUAACAAAGCAGACAGGGAGAGUAUGAUUCUCUUUGCAUGUGGUUCUUUUUUUCCAAU